AUGACAGAGAAUCUGGAAUGUCCGGAUUGCCGGACGCGUUCCGUUGCGUGGCGAUUCACCUGGCGUGGCAUUUUCUACGCGAUUCUGUGCUUCCCCUGCGGGCUUUUCUGCUGUUUCCGGAGACGGGAGCGCCACUGCACGAAAUGUGACUGUGAUGUCGUUAGCGCGCUUCCCGAGACGGUAAUCGAUAAUGGAUACUCUUACCGGGAGUACGGGACAAUAAAGAGGGGCCUACCCCCACGCAGCGCCACCAUCAUAAGCGAAAAGCUGGGGCACCGGAAUCCGGCUUUUACUACGGACAGCAGUCAAACGGAAGAUUCCGGAAUGUCGAGUACGCUAUCAGAAGAUACGGUAGGUAGACGGACGUCGAAGGAUCCGCUUGUU
Molecule: messenger RNA, 384 nt
Organism: Mesorhabditis spiculigera
Lineage: Eukaryota; Metazoa; Nematoda; Chromadorea; Rhabditida; Rhabditidae
Source: the annotation of a GenBank genome assembly